UCCAGGGAUGGGGAGGGGUCAGGGGUCACCGCCGCGGAGGCUGCCGGGAGUCUUGCUCUCUUGGCCACUAUGGGGGCUACUUUGGGGGCUACUGUUGGGACUCCUGCUGGGGCUGCCCGGGCCUGGGUUGUGCCUCAGCCGGCGGGACCUCUUCCCCUACGGCCCCGACCACGGAGACCUGCAGCUGCAGCCCGGACACCGCGGCCUGGCCCCGCCGCUCCCCCUCCGACGCCCGCUCCGCUUCUACCAGCAGGAAGGCCUGCGCAACGUCUAUGUCUCGACCAAUGGGUACAUCGCGACGAGCCAGCCGCCAGAAAAGGAAGUCUACCCCGGGAGGUUCCCCCCGACGUUCGGCGCCAUAGCCCCUUUCCUGGCGGACCUGGACAUCACCGACGGCCGAGGGAAGGUCUUCUACCGGGAAGACUCCUCGCCCGCCAUCCUGCAGCUGGCCGUCGACUGCGUCCUCAGAGGGUUCCCCGACCUCCAGUUCCACCCCCUGAGCGCGGUGGUGGUCACGUGGGAAUCCGUGGCCCCCUACCUCGGGCCCGAUGGGGUCGCGGCUCAGGAAGACCAGAGAAACACUUUCCAGGCGGUGCUGGUGUCCUCCGACUCCAGCUCCUAUGCGGUGUUCCUCUAUCCCGAAGACGGGCUGCAGUUCUACAGCACCCGCUCGAAGGACACGGGGGACCCGGUCUCCGCCACCGUCGGCUUCAGCCAGGGCUCUCAGGUUGGCCUCUUCUGGACGAGCGACGGCGCCUACAACAUAUUCGCCAACGACAGAGAGUCGCUCGAGAAUCUGGCCAAGAGCAGCAACUCUGGACGCCAAGGCAUCUGGGUGUUUGAGAUCGGGAGCCCGGCCACGGCCAGCGGCGUGGUGGCCGCCGACGUCGGCUCCGGGCCGGACAGCGCCGACUACGAGGACGAGGACGAAUUCGACUACGACGCGACGAUCGGGUUCAGGAGGUUCCCGGGCGGCGAGAACCCCACCCCCAGCCCGGAUGACAUCGCCACCGCCGGGGGGCACGGAGAAUGGAGCCCGUCCCCGGCCAGUCCGGAGCGACCCUCGGCCGAGGGCCCCACCACCUCCCCGGCCCCCGAGCUGUCCACCGCCUGGACCCAGGCCUACCGGUUUCAGGCCCGCAGCUUUCCUCAGCAGCCCCCGCAGGUCAUCGACGUGGAUGAAGUGGAAGAGACGGGGAUCGUUUUCAGCUACAACACCGACUCCCGGCAGACGUGCUCCAACAACCGCCACCAGUGCUCCGUCCACGCGGACUGCCGGGACUAUGCCACGGGCUUCUGCUGCAGCUGCGUGGCGGGGUACACGGGCAACGGCAGGCAGUGUGUCGCAGAAGGCUCUCCGCAGCGGGUGAACGGCAAGGUGCAGGGGACGAUCUACGUGGGGAGCCGCCAGACCCCGUUCGUCUUGGACAACACGGACCUGCACUCCUACGUGGUCAUGAACCACGGCCGCUCCUACACGGCCAUCAGCACCGUCUCCGAGGCCCUGGGCCCCUCCCUGCUCCCGCUGGCCCCCUUGGGCGGGAUCAUCGGCUGGAUGUUUGCCGUGGAGCAGCAGGGGUUCAAAAACGGCUUCAGCAUCACCGGGGGCGAGUUCGCCCGGCAGGCGGAAGUGACUUUCCUCGGGCAGGGGGAGAAGCUGCUGAUCAAACAGCAGUUGAAAGGCAUCGACGAGCACGGCCACCUGACCAUCAGCACGGAGCUGGAGGGCCGGGUGCCCGAGAUCCCGUCCGGCUCCACCGUCCACAUCGAGCCCUACACCGAGCUCUAUCACUUCUCUGACUCCGUGAUCACGUCGUCCUCCACGCGGGAGUACACGGUGACGGAGCCCGAGCGGGACGGCGGCGGCGCACAGACCUACACCUCCACGUACCAGUGGCGCCAGACCAUCACCUUCCAGCAGUGCAGCCACGAGGACUCUCAGCGGGCCCUGCCCGCCACCCAGCAGCUGACCGUGGACAGCGUCUUCGUCCUGUACAACCAGGACGAGCGGAUCCUGCGCUACGCGCUGAGCAACUCCAUCGGUCCCAUCCACGAGGGGCCCCCCGACUCUGGGGGGAACCCCUGCUACACGGGGACCCACGGCUGCGACACUAACGCGGCCUGCCGGCCCGGCCCGGACAACAGCUUCACCUGCGACUGCUCCGUGGGCUUCCGUGGCGACGGGCGCACGUGCUACGACAUUAACGAGUGCGUGGAGCAGAGCGAGGCCUGUAGCAGAAAUGCCGUCUGCCACAACUACCCGGGGACCUUCCGCUGCGAAUGCCUGGAGGGCUACCGCUUCGCCGACGACAGCCGUACGUGUGUGGCCACAGAUGACGAGCGCCCUACAAACUACUGUGAGAAUGGCCUGCAUGACUGCGAUAUCCCUCAGCGGGCCCAGUGCGUGUACACAGGUGGUUCCACGUACAUCUGCUCCUGCUUGCCUGGCUUCUCCGGAGACGGACAGGCCUGUGAGGACGUGGACGAAUGCCAGCAGCGCCCGUGCCACCCAGAUGCGUCGUGCCACAACACCCCCGGCUCCUUCACCUGCCGAUGCCAGGCCGGCUACGCCGGGGACGGCUUCCGCUGCGUGCCAGGAGAAACUGAGAAGACGAGGUGCCAGCAAGAAAGGGAGCAUCUUUUAGGGGCUGCGGGGGCUCUGGACCCCAGGGGACCCCGCCCCGUGAGCAUAUUUGUGCCUCAGUGCGACGAGCACGGGAAUUACGUGGCGACCCAGUGCCACGGCAGCACCGGGUCCUGCUGGUGCGUGGAUCGCCACGGAAGCGAGAUAGCUGGCACGCGGACGGGCCCGGGAAUGAGACCUCCGUGCCUGAGCACGGUGGCUCCCCCGCUCCACCCCGGCCCCUCGGUGCCCCCGGCCGUCAUCCCCCCGCCCCCGGGAACCCACCUGCUCUUCGCGCAGACGGGGAAGAUCGAACGGCUGCCGCUGGAAGGGAACGGGAUGAAGAAAGCCGAGGCCAAAGCCUUACUUCACAUCCCGGAUAAAGUGAUCAUCGGGCUGGCCUUCGACUGCGUGGACCAGGUAGUGUACUGGACGGACAUCAGCGGGCCGUCCAUCGGCAGAGCCAGCCUGCACGGCGGGGAGCCCGACGCCAUCAUCGGACAGGGUCUGGGGAGCCCGGAGGGGCUAGCCGUCGAUCAUCUGGGACGCAACCUUUUCUGGACGGACUCUCAGCUGGACCGCAUCGAAGUGGCCAGGCUGGACGGCGGUCUGCGGCGUGUGCUCUUCGAGUCGGACCUGGUGAACCCCAGAGGCAUCGUCGCCGACCCCGUUAGAGGAAACCUCUACUGGACCGACUGGAACAGGGAGAGCCCCAAAAUCGAAACCUCCUACCUGGACGGCACCCACCGCCGGGUCCUCGUGAAGGAUGACUUGGGCUUGCCCAACGGCCUGACCUUUGACCCUCACUCUUCACUGCUCUGCUGGGUCGAUGCGGGCACCCACCGGGCCGAGUGCCUGAACCCCUCGCAGCCGGAUCGCCGCCGCAUCCUGGGGGGGCUGCAGUACCCCUUCGCCGUGACCAGCUUCGGCAAGGAUCUGUACUACACCGACUGGAAGAUGAACGCGGUGGUGGUCGUGGAUCGUCACGCGUCCAAGGAGACCGACACCUUCCACCCGCACAAACAGACGCGGCUCUAUGGGAUAACCACAGCCCUGGCCCAGUGCCCCCAAGGCCACAACUACUGCUCCGUGAACAACGGGGGCUGCACUCACCUGUGCCUGGCCACCCCGGGGAGCCGAUCCUGCCGCUGCCCCGACAACACCGAGGCCGUCGACUGCGUCGAGAGGAAGUGACCGCCCGCCCGCUCCGGCUCCGUUCACGGCGGACACCGGCCCGGCUGGGAUCGGACCAGCUCCCGCCUCCCCUGCCCACCCAGAGACCGGCGGCGGAGAUGCACUCCGGCUUAGGCGGAGUGACCGCCCCUCCCCUAGGUGACCUACCCUGGGAGAAGACCGCCCCGGCAGCCCCCUGCUCUUGAGGGGCGGGGUCCCCCCCAAUCCCUCCCUCUUUCCCCUUCCAGUUUUCCCUCAGGCCCACGGAGGUGAACGUGAAGCCCGGAGCGGAUCCCGACAGCGGACCCAGACGCUGCCUCUCUUCGUCUUGACCGCUCCUCCCCACCCCCGCUUCCAGCCUGGGGUCCGGAGGUGGGGCCGUGCUGACUCCCAGCUUCUCCCCCACCCCAGCCCCGAGUCAAUCGGUGGUAUUUAUUGAGCGCUUACUGUGUGCCGAGCACUGUUCUAAGCUCUUGGGAGAGUAAAGUACGUUGGAGGUCGUAGACACUAUCCCUGCCAUCAAGAAGCUUGCGAUCUAGCGUACAGCCAUGUCUGGGCCCUAGGCCACCUUCGCCCCUUCGUCUGCUCGUUCAGUCCACACCCACCGCCCCGGACUGCGGUGACAGUGCCAACUGGGGGGAGGUGAGGAGGCACACGGCCAUGUGUUUUCCUUCGCUGCUCACCCUCCCCCCAAAAUAGAGCUUUCACCCCCAUCCUGAGAGUCAUAACCAGUUGGGCCUUGACCCUCUGCGAGCUCCUCCGGGACGCCUCGGGGCCUGCGGCCGGAAGGAGCGCAAGCCCUUUGGCUCUCUGGGCCAAAUAGGAAGUGACGGCGCCUGAAGCCCAUGGGGAACCCGAGAACCAAAGAGCAGGGACCCCGCUGCUAACCAAGCUCCUCUGGGCCGGGUACCGCCGGCCUGCCGCGACAGCCGCUGCGGUUCCUAGGACUAAGCCCAUCCGGCUCGAUCCGUCCCUUCUCCCUCCCCCCGCCGCCCGGGUCUCCCCACCAUCCCAACUGGGGCCCCGCCUCACGUACACCCAAAGCUGUGGUAUUUUCUGGUGCAAACUGCACCCCAUCCUGGAGAACUCCGGUUGGGGGCAGACCCCUCCCCAUCUGGGGUUGACUACCCCCCGUCUUCCCUUAUAUUUAUCGUGACAUAUCAAACUCUCUCUGUAGCAAAUCUUCCCCCUGAGGUUUUUUUCCUUUUUUCUUUUUUUUUUUUCGUGUGGGGAGGGGGUAUAGCUUUUGUAACUUCAUUUUAUUCCUAUUUUAUCCGCUACGUCUCUGGAGAAUAAAAACCACGGAAUUGCUACAAAUGUGCCGAAAGACGAAGGUGCUCCAUAACUGUCCCCCUCUGAAUGAUCCUGCCAGGUGAGGCAGUUAACGUUUACACCUGUACAGCGAUGAGUGCAGGAACCAAUAAAGAUUUUGUGAAAGAAAAA
Messenger RNA from Ornithorhynchus anatinus (platypus), 5239 nucleotides. It is a transcript of the gene NID1, whose product is annotated as nidogen 1. The record is from RefSeq and is a predicted model, not a curated record. NCBI's taxonomy places the organism in Eukaryota, Metazoa, Chordata, Mammalia, Monotremata, Ornithorhynchidae. The transcript is spliced from 20 exons. Gene Ontology annotation, molecular function: calcium ion binding. Gene Ontology annotation, biological process: cell-matrix adhesion. The coding region runs from base 8 to 3817 and encodes 1269 amino acids.